AUGGAAUGCCAGGAGGAGCGAUGGUCUGCGUGGGUAUCAACGAGAAGCACCAGCCGCGUUAUUGGCACGGAUAGUGUUCGAUGCAUCGCGCAUAGACGCCCGCGCCAAGCCGAGGCGGAAGGAAAUGACCGCGGCAGGCUGUGGUCCUUUUCUCGCUCAACCAAGCCAGAAUCUUGGAGACAAGUCUUUUCUGGAGGGGAUAGCACAGGAAUUGGCGGUGUCGUCAUUCUAGUGCUUGUUGGGGUUAACUGGUCGACAAGGAGUUCACGACUCAAAUCCAGUUCGACGACGACGACAACUCCAACGACGGGCCUUUCAAGAAAAUCUUCAUUUGGCAAGCUCUUAUCCAAGUAUUCGUCGACCUCCCCCAGCAGUACCGUAUCCAAUGCCACCAGUUCAAGAACGGAGACUGCGGAGUCUCCAACGACCAAGCACCCGGUUGUGCACCAAAGGCAGUUGUCCUUUGGUUCUGUGUCUUCCUAUUCCUCCGACUACUCUGACACAGACGACGAAGACGACCUUGGCACCCAGAGUGAUUUUGUGUUGAGUUCGAGUGCCGUGCGGUUGAAGAGGAGGGCGACGACGGCGUCUUAUGGUGGAGGUGACAGGCGGAGAAUUGCUAUUGUGCAGAUGGAGGCGUUGCAGGAGGCCAACGACGCGUCGGAGACCAACUCUUCAGCAAGCUCUGUUCGUUCCAGGCGUGGACUCGCUGGACUCGCGCUCGUCGCGCCUCCAGACGCGGCGAUGAAGAACUUCAUCUCGCCGCCCUCGACUGCGCCGCCAUACACUGCCACCAGCGAGGCUAUCCACCGCCACCACCGUUCAGCGUCUGAGACGGCCGUUAUCGACGCUGACGGCAAAGAAGCAAACGUGACGGGUAUUGACACCGCAAGCGAGGCCGUCCGAGACAACAACAAGACCGUCAUCACAAACUCGGAUACUUUUUACUCGGCUUAA
Molecule: messenger RNA, 957 nt
Organism: Coprinopsis cinerea okayama7#130
Lineage: Eukaryota; Fungi; Basidiomycota; Agaricomycetes; Agaricales; Psathyrellaceae
Exons: 3
Coding region: 1-957 (318 amino acids)
Source: RefSeq, a predicted model, not a curated record